Arabidopsis arenosa is the source of this 2385-nucleotide messenger RNA. Lineage: Eukaryota; Viridiplantae; Streptophyta; Magnoliopsida; Brassicales; Brassicaceae. The record is from the annotation of a GenBank genome assembly.
AUCUCCGGCGAGCUGCAUUGUUGCCGUUUCUUCCAUUCCGGCGAGCUUCCGGCGAGCUGCGGUGAGACAGGAUACAAUGAGUGAGAACGUGAACAUAUAUUUUAAAUGCAAAGGUCGCAUGUAUACCUUGGUGAUGAAGACAUCAGGGGAGAAUAUAACUCUCUCCAUGUUAGUAGGUAGGAUAUGCACGAAGCUUGGGUUAGAUGAAAGUAAGGUUAAAUUGCAACUGAGGUAUAAUGCAGUGUUGUUGGGAUCAACUGAAGAGAUUUACAUUUGUGAUGAUGAGGAUGUCGGUGUCUAUAUAUCUUCAGGUGAAAAUAACCGUCGAUAUGUUUUGUAUGUGGAGGUCAUCACUCCACCAGAAUUGCCCGAGCAACUGUCGAGAGUGGAGGUCAUCAAUAAAAGUUCGGUUGGUAAGAACUAUGCGGAAUUGGAUCCAAAAGAGGAUGAAAUGAGAGAUAAUGCUGCCAUCGUUUUGUGCGAAUGUGAGGAACAAGGAACAGAACCAAAAGAGGCAAUAGUGGAGGUUGAUGAUACUCAAGAUGCUGAGAUUGGAUCACAGGAUGAAUCUAUGGAUAUACAUGAUGAUAGGGGUGAUGAAUACGUUGAGCCACCGCCUGUUGUAGAAGCUGGUCGGUUUAAAAAGGAAUGGGAAGACGGUAUUGGUUUGAUUUUACGACAAGAAUUUCCAAGCAGGGCGGCAUUGCAGGAAGUGGUGGACAAAGGUGCAUUUGCUAACAGUUUUGGUUAUGUUAUUAAAAAGUCUGAUAAGGAGCGGUAUUUGCUAACGUGUGCUAAAGAAAGCUGUGCUUGGCGUAUACGAGCUACAAAUAUUCGGAAUACAAGUAUUUACUCGAUUAGAAAGUACAACAAGAUGCAUACUUGUACCCGGUUAAGUAAGAGUAAGACAAGGAUGAGGAAGAGGAAAGGUACCCCUGAAUUAGUAGCAGCGCUUCUUCAUGAUAUUUUUCCAGGACAAAUGGAAACUCCAGUUCCUAAGGUUAUCAUGGAGCUUGUUCAGACGAAAUUAGGUGUGAAGAUAUCGUACUCCACCGCAUUGAGAGGGAAAAGGCAAGCCAUUUGUGAUUUAAAAGUUGUACCCGAUACUCCAGAAUUGGUAUUUAUGAGUGACAGAAAUUCAAGCCUCAUCAAAGGCAUACGUAAUGUGUAUUUCGCGGCUCAUCACGGGUAUUGUAUUUGGCAUUUAUCCCAAAAUGUGAAAGGUCAUGCCACUAACGUCAACAGAGACGUAGUCGCAUGGAGAUUCAUGGAGUUAAGUCGGGUUUACACCAUGGCUGAAUUCGAGAGGGAGUACAGAAUUUUUAAGCUAAGAUAUCCUUCUGCGGCCAAUUACUUGGAGGAUACAACCGUGAAAGAAAAAUGGGCUAGGUGUUGUUUCAGAGGACAGCGAUACAAUUUGGACACAAGCAACUGUGUGGAAUCUUUGAAUUCAGUUUUCCUCAAUGCAAGGAAGUAUUCUUUAAUACCCAUGCUUGAUGCGAUCAUGUCCAAGAUUUCUGUUUGGUUUAAUGAACAUCGGAAAGAAGCCGCGUCAGGAUCUAAUGAGAAUAAGUUGGUGCCUUUAGUGGAGAACUACUUGCAUGAUUUAUGGGUUGAAGCUGAGAAACUAAAAGUGACGGAGCUAAACACAUUCCAGCUUGAAUACAAUGUCAGGGGUAGUGAAGGGAAAGAAUAUUUUGUCAACUUGCUCUUGAAAACUUGCAGUUGCAAGGUGUUCGAUAUCCAAAAGUAUCCUUGUGUGCAUGCACUAGCCGGUUUCAUUGCCUUCGAGAGCGAUACAACAAGAACUCGAAGUAUGGAAAUACAUGAAUUGGUUUCAAAGUAUUAUUGGGCGGAGAUGUGGGCAUUGGCGUAUUAUAGGACUAUUUAUUUAGUCCCGGAUAAGUCACAAUGGGAUAUCCCAGAUGAGAUCAAAGCGUUGAAGAGAGACCCAUGGUAUGAUGAGAUGAAGAACGCUAAGAGGAUUUAUGAUCAAUUAGAAGAAGUCGGAAUGAUGGAAGGAAUUCCGAAGAGAUGUCCUUGUGGUGGACGCAUCCUCGACAAGAUCUCUGAGAACGAUGGUGACAAAGGGAAGAGAUACUAUCAAUGCAACGUGUAUAAGAAUGAUGGUUUACACAUUCGGAAACUUUGGGAUAAAGCUAUGGAAGAAGAGGUGACUAACUUAAGGGAGGAGGUUGAUACCCAUCACAAAAAGAUUCAAAGCUUGGAGUACUAUCAAGAAGAAAUGCGUUCGGAGUUGAAAGGUAAUGGUAAGGAGACCCAAAAACUGAAGGAGUUAGUCGCUCAUCUAGCGGAGAAAAUGCGUUCGGAGUUAGUCGCUCACUAAUGUGUAAGCUUAUUCUUUGCUUUGUAAGACUUGUCUAU